Messenger RNA from Cyprinodon tularosa, 1883 nucleotides. RefSeq names its product F-box and leucine-rich repeat protein 15 (gene fbxl15). The transcript is spliced from 5 exons. Gene Ontology annotation, biological process: SCF-dependent proteasomal ubiquitin-dependent protein catabolic process. Gene Ontology annotation, molecular function: protein binding. NCBI's taxonomy places the organism in Eukaryota, Metazoa, Chordata, Actinopteri, Cyprinodontiformes, Cyprinodontidae. Gene Ontology annotation, cellular component: SCF ubiquitin ligase complex. The coding region runs from base 125 to 1003 and encodes 292 amino acids. The record is from RefSeq and is a predicted model, not a curated record.
GCAUCUUUCGGUUUGGGUUACACCUUAAACGCUUUCCAAGAUGCUAAGGCGAAAAACGCUCCUUAUGUGUCACUGUAAUGAACAUUAUACCGUAAUAAACAGCGUAUAAUACAUCGGGUUCGCGAUGGAUGAAGAAGACAAAGGGCAGACAUGUCAUCUCCUGGAUUUGCCGUGGGAGGACGUUCUUGUUCCACACAUAUUGUCCUAUUUACCGCUGCAGCACAUUGUGAGCCUGCAGAGGGUCAGCAAGCAGUUCCAAACACUGGUCCAGGUGUAUCUGGCCAACUGCAGGACCUUUAAUGUUUCUUCCAUUGGACCAUGCAUCCCCAAGGAAGCAUUUUGCACAAUGUUAAAGGACAAUAAAGUUCUCCAGAAACUGUCCCUUCAGAACUGUUCACACUGGGUCACAGACAAAGAGUUGCUUCCUGUUAUCGGCCAAAACCAGCAUCUGCAGAGGAUAGACAUGAGCGGCUGCGCCUCCCUCACCUGCCACUCCUUGGUGGCUGUGUCCUUGAGCUGCACGCAUCUCCAACAUCUGGGCCUGGCUCACUGCGAGUGGGUGGACUGCCUGUCUCUGCGCAGUCUGGCUGACCACUGUGGGGGGCUUCAGUCGAUCGAUCUCACCGCCUGCCGCAAGCUGAAGGAUGAUGCCAUCUGCUACCUGGUGAAAAAGUGUUCCGAGCUGAAGUCACUGUCUCUGGCAGUGAAUGCUAACAUUACGGACGAGUCGGUGGAAGAAGUGGCCAAGAACUGCAGGAGUCUGGAACAGCUGGAUCUGACAGGCUGUCUGCGAGUCAAGAAUCAGUCCAUCAGGACUCUUUCUGAGUAUUGCCCAAAGCUGCAGUCCCUGAGGGUAUAUCACUGUCACAACGUGACGGAGUCGAGCCUCGAUCCUCUGCGGAAGCGUAACGUAAUUAUUGACGUUGAGCCUCCUUUACCAAGGGCUCUGGUGCUGCUUCAGGAUAUGCUGGGGUUCGCUCCUUUUAUCAAUCUUCAGAUAUAACCGAUGGGUAAUACUUGCAACAAGUCCACAAAGUAAGGGCGACUGACGACGACUGUCACUUAGUCUGACAACAUAUGAUGCACAGUGUUUUUAAAAAACAAAUUUAAGCUCCAGGAAUUCAUGGAUAUGGAAUCAGAAGAGAAAAAAGAGGAAAUCUCACUGGAAUGUGGUGAAGGAUGCAAAGUCUGGAUGAAUUUAACUGAAAAAUAACCACUUCUGGAACUCAAAUUGUGUUUUUUGCCUCGCUGCUUCCUGUCCAAAACCUAUUUCUGCACUUUUUUUUUUAAUUUUCUCUUGAUGUUUAAGAGCGCAUUUCAAACCAAAAGUAUAGCAUAAUGUUUUGCUGCUUGUUAAGAACAAAAUGCAAAGUUACAACAAAUCUUUAUGUUUUAUUAAGAAACAUAAAGAAUGCUUGAGUUUAAUAAAACCUUUUGUUUUGCAUGUGUUUACUUACUGAAAGGAAAUAAUGAUCCAAAAAACACAAAAGCAUUCCCAAAGCUCUCACUGCUACUACUAGAUAUUGUUAGCGUAUUUAUUAUUUAAAGUUACCACUAAGGAGAAAGAAGUGCUCGCCAUGGACACGAUUUCUAGAAACUGCUUACUUUUACCUGCUUUCUAAUAAGGAAAGCUGAGACUUUUAGCCUGAGCAGAAGCUCGUAAAUAAUGAAAACCAUGUAUGUAGUUUGUGCGAUGUGAUUAAAGUGACUCUUGAAUUCCUGUUGGUAUAAAUGCACAGCUUCAGCACUUAUUUCAAAUCUAAGAAUUUAUUCAGAAGUGUCUUAAAAGGUGUAAUAGGAAUUCAUUUAGCAGUUAUUGUCUUUGUGAUAAAGCACAUUAAUUGUAUAAGCAGUUGAAUAAAUAUAAAAAAAAUCAACCUAAA